Messenger RNA from Brassica oleracea var. oleracea, 826 nucleotides. Its product is annotated as probable disease resistance protein RPP1. The record is from RefSeq and is a predicted model, not a curated record. Gene Ontology annotation, biological process: signal transduction. NCBI's taxonomy places the organism in Eukaryota, Viridiplantae, Streptophyta, Magnoliopsida, Brassicales, Brassicaceae.
AAAGAAGCUUCGGAUCGAUUUGGGAGAUACAAGAAGAGAUACACCACCCUCUCUCUCCGACUCUCCCUCAUGGAUCCUAAUUCUUCUCUAUCUCGCGGAUAUAUGCAUGAUGUCUUCCCCAGUUUCUGCGGUCAAGACGUUCGCAAAACCUUUCUCAGCCACUUUCUUGAAGGGCUGAAAAGAGAGGGAAUAAACACCUUCAUAGACAAUGGGAUCCCGAGGAGCGAAUCUAUUAACUCCGAGCUCGUUAGAGCUAUCAAGGAAGCAAGGAUUGCUAUCGUUAUUCUCUCAAAGAACUACGCCUCUUCAAGUUGGUGUCUGAACGAACUGCAGUUGAUCAUGGAGUGCAGGUUAACUUUAGGACAGACUGUUAUGACAAUCUUCUACGAAGUGGAUCCGUCAGAUGUAAGAAAACAGACCGGAGAUUUCGGGAAGGCCUUUGAAGAAACUUGUGAUGGGAAGACAGAGGAAGAAAAACAGAGAUGGAGACAAGCUUUGACUCAAGUUGCGGUUAUUGCCGGAGAACAUUCUGUUUCAUGGGCUAGUGAAGCAGAGAUGAUGUCGAAAAUUGUCAUGGAUGUUUCUAACGAGUUGCCAUCAUGUAGCAAAGGUGAAAUCUAUGAUGUGCUUAGAGUCUGACGAGGUGAAGGUUGUGGGGAAUGGGGACCUGCUGGUAUUGGCAAAACCACUAUAGCUAGAGCCUUAUACAAAGAAGUGUCGUGUAACUUCCAGCUCAAGUAUUAUAAGGAGAAUGUUGAGGGAAAGUAUAAGACGAUCCAGUUUGACAAGCAUUACUUGCAAAACUAUUUGGAAAACGAGAUAAACU